Eriocheir sinensis (Chinese mitten crab) is the source of this 8330-nucleotide messenger RNA. RefSeq lists its product as uncharacterized. The transcript has 4 exons. The record is from RefSeq and is a predicted model, not a curated record. The coding region runs from base 28 to 603 and encodes 191 amino acids. Lineage: Eukaryota; Metazoa; Arthropoda; Malacostraca; Decapoda; Varunidae.
CCCUUAACAUAAACGGCUUCUUUCCAGAUGGAGGCGAGCACCGGCCAGGUGGUGGUGCUGCGAGAGGUAGAGCUGGCCACCUCCGGCAGGUACAAGUGCGAGGUGCUGGCGGAGGCUCCGGCCUUCAACACCCUCGUGGAGCACGCCAUCCUCACCGUCGUGGAAAUCCCGCAGGAGAAGCCGAUCGUGCAAGGCGCCAGAGAACGCUACCACCCCGGGGACAUCGUAAGGAUCAACUGUACCUCUGCACCCUCCAAGCCCGCUGCCACACUCACCUGGUACAUCAACGACCAGGUGGCGCCAGAACGGUACUUGAUCCGCUACUUGCCCUACAUGGACCAGGAAGGGUUGGAACAGUCCACUCUGGGUCUCCACUUCCACGCCACACACGACCACUUCCCCCAAAACAUGAUGUCCCUCCGCUGCACCGCCUCCAUCGGCUUCUUCUACAACAAGACAGAGGAAGCUUCCCUUGAGACACACCGCCCCGCCCUGUCUCUGCAAAGUCGCGAGCAUUUCUACGGCAGCCUUGGUGCCCCACGUACCGCCUACUCCGUUGGACUAACCCUUCUCCUUCUGCUCCUCCUGCACGCCCUCAGAUAAAUGCUGUUUGUUGGUCAGUGAAGGUAAAGGGAUCAGAUGACUUCGCCAUCACCAAGACAAUGUUGGAAUCUCUGGUUUCAGGUAGUGGCUUACAGAGAUAAAUAACAUUUGUGGAAGUCCGGAUGCGCCAGUGAUGUGGAUGACACCACAGCAUUUCUAACAUCGUAAAAAAAAGAAGAAUGAGUAAAGAUAAAAGCAUCAAGGAAAAGCAGCAGCCGUACGAGCUAUACGGCGGCGACAGCAGCAGGAGCACCAGAAGCAGCAGCAAGACACAACAGAGUAACAGGAAAGGAAACUUCAACAAUACAAGGAUCCCCACCGACCGUGACGUAACUCUAAGGAGCCUGCAGAGACUCAUAACAGACCGUUCAGAGGCAAUGGAUUGAAGCCUAUCAGUGUUGUGUUAUACUGAAGGUAGUGUUAGGUUGUGUGUCGUUACCCUUCACCCCAUGCCUCCUGGCCCCAUCUCAAGGGCCAGCACCCAGUACCCUCCAGCCCCUGUGCAGCCCCUCCCCACUAGCCCAGCCCAGUCGCUCCCCGGUCAUUGUCUGGCCGCCAAACAAACACUGUGACGGACGCUACUCGGCUCCAGUGUUGCCAGAAGCCUCGCCCCACGCCUUCGGUGCGUCACAGCUGAGGUGGGGCGGGGCGGGCUCUACAGGAUCCGUCACAGCGCAUUUAACGAUUUCUUUUUAAGAAGCAUUACAACAAAGUGCUCGAUGUGGCUACCGGCCGUGGUCGUUUAGCAAGGCGGCCAUUAUGGAACAAGACGACGGAGUUUCUCGUGCGGGUCGGGUCGCCGCGCCCCCGCACGCCGGCACUGCCGAGUGUCGGGACCCCAUGUAGCUCAUCUUUGUGAUCUUGUGACCCCUUCCGGUGUGUGUGUGUGUGUGUGUGUGUGUGUGUGUGUGUGUGUGUGUGUGUGUGUGUGUGUGUGUGUCUGUCAAUCUGUGUGUGUGUGUGUGUGUGUGUGUGUGUGUGUGUGUGUCAACUUGUGUGUGUGCGUGUGUGUGUGUGUGUGAUCAAACCAGUGCGUGAUUACUUUUUUCCCUCGAGGAUGAUAAAUGUACCAGAUGGCUUCUGACCAAAGAGAUACAUAAAAGAACGAUACGUCAGAUAAGACACUAAACACGCUCAAGGGUGAAGUAAAAGUGGUACUGAUAAAAGUGAACAUAUGAAUAGAUAACUCAGUUCUUAGUACCUCUUUGAAUCACUAUUCGAAAAACAACUGAUCAUGGUGUGUACGUUCCCCCGAAAAUCCGAAAUUGUUACCUAAUGAGUGAAGAAAAGAGAACAAGAAGUGUCGUGACAUUGAAAUCUCGCUGGGUGUCCAAGCAUUACAGACUCAGCCUCAACGGUGGGUAGGAAAUACUGAAGAUGUGCUAAAGUGUAAGUGUGACCCCUGGAGUCCAUAAACCACACCACACACACACCUGGACUCUUUUAGUGUGUGUGUGUGUGUGUGUGUGUGUGUGUGUGUGUGUGUGUGUGUGUGGUGUCCAUACAAAAGUGCGUGUAAUGUUAUCGUGUGAUAUGUAGGAUUAUAUUUAUUCAUAAGAAACUUGAAUAUGUUAAACUUUAUAUAAUAUAUAUAUGUAUGUGUAUAGAUGGAUAUGUCGUAAUAUAUAUACCCGAGACAGAGGGUCGAACUGUGCCGGGAGAGCUAAUGUCACAGCCACUGCAGCCACUACGGGAUUACAACUGUUGCUGCCAGUCUAUUGUGUGUGUGUGUGUGUGUGUGUGUGUGUGUGUGUGUGUGUGUGUGUGUGUGUGUGUGUGUGUGUGAGGGGCAGGAGGAGGAGGAGGAGGAACAGGAGGAGGAGAGGAAGCAUCACGGACACUGCCAUGCACCCCUCAGCUGACCCCUCGCCCCAAUGGGUUGCGAAUCGUAACGAAUUAUUUUUUGCCUAAACAAACGCAGAUCUGAUCGCUCGGAAUGCUCGUUCGCCAGGAAUUUAAUCAAUCAGACUCGCUUUGGACCCCCGAGAGUGAAAACACAAUAAAUGUUUGUGUCGCCCUGAAAACGAAGCUCUCUGUUGAAGCUGUCCACGGAAGGGCCCUAAGAUUCCUUUGGGUAGGGAACAGGGAAGGGGUGGAUGGAUGAUGGAUGAUGGUGUCACGUGAUCCUCCUCCUCCUCCUCCUCCUCCUCCUCCGCUUCCUUCUUAUCUCCACCUCCACCCAUUCCAUAAUCGUCCGUUUCUUCCCUCGUUCCCCUUCCUUUGUUCAUUUUCUUACUAUUGAUGAGCAUUUCUUUAUACAGUAUUAUACAUUAUUUGGAGUGGUGACGCUUCUACUUCUUUCCCUCUCCUCCUCCUCCUCCUUCCGAUCGACCUCCUUUUCUCGAUUCAUAACUUUUCCAUUUUUUUCUGCAGUAUAAUUUAUAUUUAAGGAGGCAUAAAGAUUGAGAUACAUCAUUCUACUCCUUUUCCUCCUCCUUACUUUAUCGUUUCUUACUUCCCUGGCUCUUAUCCACACCUCCAAUUGGUACUCUACCUUCCCUAAUUGCUUUUCUCUCUUCAGUACUGAGACGGAUGAGAUUCACAGUGAUUAAAUGCAUGGUGGUGAGACGCCAUUUUCCUUCCUCUUCGUCACUUACCUCUACUUAUUCCACAGACACCAAGCUAGAUUUCUGAGCCGCUUCCUUCUCUUACUUUUGCCCCCUUAUAAGUGCUCAGUUUCUCUAUUCACCUUAGGGAGUUACUGUGGAGGGAGGGAUGAGGGAUGCACGGUGGUGGUAGGUUCCGCUUAUACUUAUACUCUUGCUUUUCCUCUUUCCUUGGUUCUCACUCCCUCUCCCGCAAUGUCGAUUCUCCUGGUUACAUCGAUUUAAUUCCCUUGUUUUCCAUACUGUAAAUUUUUCACGUGUUUUCUACCUUUUUCUUCUUCUUUCUCCUCCUCCUCCUCAUCAUCAUCAUCAUCCUCAUCCUUCUCCUCCUCUUCUUCUUUCUUCACUUCCUCAUUAUCAUCUUCUUCUUCUUCUUCUUCUUCUUCUUCUUCUUCGCCUUCAUCAUCUCCACCUUCUUCAUUUUCACCGUCUCCAUCUUCUCUUUCUCCUCUCCUUACUUUCUUCUACUCCUUUUCUCUGCUCAGUCUUCCCACUCUUCUUUCAUCACUACCACUCAUCCAUUUCUACGCUCGUCUUUUUUUUUUCUUGGCCGCGUUCGUCGCCCUUUCCAUCUUCAUCAAGGGAAGGAGUAUAAGGGAGUGAGAGAGUGGGAAAGCUCGCACGCGCCCGACACCACUCCUACACCUACCUACUACCUGCUGCUUACCUACUAAUGCACAACCAAUGGCCUCGGUAACAGCUACGAAACUGUAUUCUCGAGACAAAAGUCAUUGCUGCACAGAAGAUGCGUCCCCUCAUUUUCGAUUGACUGAGGCGAUGUGAAAGGGAACGCCACUUCUGCUCGACUUUUUUUUAUUCUUUAUUCAGCGUAUUUUUAUUUCUCCGUUUUUUCUCUGUCUCUGUCUCCAUCUCUCUCUCUCUCUCUCUCUCUCUCUCUCUCUCUCUCUCUCUCUCUCUCUCUCUCUCUCUCUCUCUCUCUCUCUCUCUCUCUCUCUCUCUCUCUCUCUCUCUCUCUCUCUCGCUUCCAUCUACCUAAUUCCUUCUCAAUCUCAUCUUUUUCAUCUUUUCGUCCUUAUCUUUCAAAUAGUUCGUCUGAUCUUGUUGUUAUUUUUGUUUUUAUUAUGAUUCUUCCUCCUACUCCUCCUCCUCCUCCUUUUCCGCUUCAUCAUCAUCAUCAUCAUAAUUAUAUCAUAACUCUUUUCCUCAUUCCCUUUCAUUUCUUUUAUCUUAUCCUCUAUCUACUCAUCCCCGCUUCAUUACUUUCCUUCCAUUUUUCACUUUUCUUUACUUCUUCCUCCUCCUCCUUUCCCUUCUUUUUCCGAUCCGUCUAUAUUUCUUCUUAAAUUGUUCACCUGACGCCUUUGUCUCUCCUAACACCAAACUCUAGUACUUUUACUCGACCCAUCCAUCAAAUCCUUUUAUCAGUGUGCCCUCAGUGACUUCCUCAUCCUCCAUAUCCUCUUUCUUACCUCGCUCCCCUACGCGCUCUCUCCUUCUUUCUUCUGUCCACCAAUGCGACGAAACCCGCUCCUGAAGCAUAUUAGUUUUUUUUCCUCUCUUAAAUCACCUACCAUAUUUUUUCUACACCUCCGCCACCAGCCACUGCCCGCCUUCCUCCUUCUCCUCCUUCUUAGCAACAGUUAUUCGUGUCAUUAUCCAGAGACUAAUGGGCUUAGGGGAGUGGACAUUCAUUGGGAUAUUACGGGAUAAAGUGAGGGAGUUGAGAUGAGAGUGGAGAAGCUGCGUGUGUGUGUGUGUGUGUGUGUGUGUCUGUGUGUGUGUGUGUGUGUGAGUGAGUGAAAGAGUUCGAAACAGCGUGUGCUAAAGACGAUAUAGUAAUAGCGAAUAGUGUAGAGGUGGUUACUGAAGUAGAUGUAGUUAAGGAAGAGAGAGGAAAAGUAGUAAGGAAUGUAGAUAAAAACACGUUCUAUUCAGCCAGCGAAAGAAAGAAGGAAUGGAUCACGGAAGUCUAAAGAAACGAAUUACGCAUAAGAGUCAAGUUUACACGGCUCUUAAAGUAAUGAAGCCGAGAGAGGAAGAGAAAGAGAUAGAGAAGAAAGAAAGAAAGAGGUCACAUAAGAUACGAGUAGGAGAGAGAACGCUUGGGACGCACAACUCGAUGCUACAUUCAUGAAAAAAAAAAGAAGGAAAUAACAAAUCCAGGCACUGAGAGAAAGAGAAAAGGUGUAUGUAUGCAUGUAUGGGAGAAGCAACAAGAGACUGAGAAAGAAAGAGAAAGCAGGGAAUGAGGGAGAGGGGGGAAAGGAGACGGAGGGAGGAAAAGAGCAGGGGAAAGGAGGGGAGUUGGGGAUGACGGUGUAUGUAUGCAUGAAUGUAUGUAUGGGAGAAGCAACAAGAGAGAGAGAAAGAGAACGCAGGGGAGGGAUGGGGUAAAGGGGACGGGGGAAGAGAAAGAGCAGGGGAACGGAGCGCGGAGGGGGAGGGGGAGCCACAGUUAGGUUAGGGGCGUCGUUUCAUCCUUUCCAACUCAAUCAAAGUUUAGUGGAGCAUCGCAGCGAGACAAAGGCUGGGGGAGAUCACUCAUCCCUCGAGGCAUGGGGGGAGGGAGGGGGGAGAAGACGAGGAGGAGGAGGAGGAAGAGGAGGAGGAAAGAUGAGGGAGGAGGGAGAGCGCGUGAGAACAGGGAGGUGAGGGGAUGGAAAGUUUUAAGAAGUGUGUUUGAAGAAGAUGAGAUGAGACAAUGCAAAAAAAGAGUGUACACAGCGCGGGAAGAAUAGCAGGACAGAGAAAAGGAAGAUAAUAGUAUAAUCAAAAGACUUUAGAGAGAUGGAGGGAUAGAGACUUGUAUGGACCAAUCAGAAGUGGAGGUGGGCGGAAGUGGAUGAGUGUGCGAAGAGACGGAAAGAAGGGGUGGAGGGAGAAGAAAGAGUAAAUGAGGGAGAGAGGAAGAAAGCCAACAUCGGAAAGUAUGGAGGAAAAUCCGGUCAAUAUGAUAAUAAUAAUCCAACGUCAGUAGACUCAAGAAAAUCUGAAGUGAUUACAAGGGAAAUAAUCAAGACGUGGAAGAGUGUGUGUGCGUGUGUGUGUGUGUGUAUGUGUGUGUGUGUGUGUGUGUGUGUGUGUGUGUGUGUGUGUGUGUGUGAGAGAGAGAGAGAGAGAGAGAGAGAGAGAGAGAGAUACACAGACAGACAGACAGACAGAGAGACAGAUAGACAAACAGACAGGCAAUAUAUUCAAUCAUAAAAAUGGUAAAAGAAAGGUAGUCGGAGAAUAUGAAAGAAAUUUCGAAAAAAAGAAAAAUGGAAAAGGUGCCUACCAUUUCUUUCUCGAUUUCUAACAACACAGAAGUGAAAAUUGUCAUAUAAUACUUUGAUAUACGAGAAACUUUAAGACUGACUCUAUUCCUCACUUUCCUUCCUUAUUACUUCAUCACACACACACACACACACACACACACACACACAAGACAAAGCAAUGAUCUUUCUCCCACCACCCUCUCCCUCCCUAUCCCGGCCCCAUUUUUCUCUUCAAAACUCAAAACUCUCUCUUCUUUUCUACCCUCCUCCUCUCACUCCCCCGCUACCUCACCCACCGUCACGUCCGGAACCCCCGAGAACAAGCCGUGAAAGAAAACACAAACUGCCGCUUCAAAGGAGGAUAACAAGGACGAACAAACACACGGGAGCGGGUCGUCAUCAGUCCUCGUAGACAUCACUUUCCACAACAUUACAACAGAUCAGAGUUUGGAUACACUAAAACCUCCGCGAUGAGGGUGCGGCUGCCUCCUCCUCUUCUUCCUCUUCUUCCUCCCUCCUCCUUUUCCUCGCCCUACUCAUGUCUAUAUAUUGUCCUACUUUUUUUUUCUUUUCAUCUUUUUUUUUCUUUUUUUUCCUUCUUCUUCUUCUUCUUCUUCCGUUUCUUUUUCUUCUUCAUCCUAUUCCUUUUCUUCCUUUUCUUCCUUCCCUUCCUCCUCCUCCUCCUCCUCCUCCUCCUCCUCCUCCUCCUCCUCCUCCUCCUCCAAAUAUCGAGGAGCUUUCAUCUGCUCCUCAAGUCCCAAGUGGCUGUCGAACAGAUUAAAUCACCAAAGCGGGCGACCUCGUAAUGAACCAAUAGGCUUUCUGUUGCCUGCAUUUCCAUGUUUCCAUGUUUCCUCUUCAUCCCUCUUCUUUCCUCUGCAUCUCGCUACACGUUUCAACUCUUUCAUUCCAUCCACUCCACUCUGCACCGGUCCUUCUACACCUCUAUAUCACCCCCAUACCUCUCCCUUCAGUCUUCAUCCUCACCUGUGCCCGCCGCCUGCAACGUCCUGCACACACCUGUCUGACAAGUCAAUUAACGGAGUACCUCUGGGAAACAGCGACCCCCUGUCUUAUGUGAGCUUUACCGUGUGUGUGUGUGUGUGUGUGUGUGUGUGUGUGUGUGUGUGUGUGUGUGUGUGUGAGAGAGAGAGAGAGAGAGAGAGAGAGAGAGAGAGAGAGAGAGAGAGAGAGAGAGAGAGAGAGAGAGAGAGAGAGAGAGAGAGAGAGAGAGAGAGAGAGAGAGAGAGAGAGAGAGAGAGAGAGAGAGAGAGAGAGAGAGAGAGAGAGAGAGAGAGAGAGAGAGAGAGAGAUAUGCUUCAAGAACAGCCUUCGUAAGCUUAUCAACACCUCUUAUGAAAGACCCGCUGAACCCUCGAUCCUCUCCUUUCCGUGGUAGUUUUAACUCUGUAGUGUUUGCGUGAGGAGGGGGGGGAUGUUCGUCCUCCCGCACCACACUGUCGCUGUAUACAUGUAAAUAACUAUCACCACGUAGCUGCCUAGGCGAGGACGGGGUGUACGAAGCCUACACCCCCGCACCUAAUGCACCUUGUAACUAUUUUUAUUUUUACUUUUUAUUCUGGAUCAGUGAUUACUAAGGUCGACUAUUCUCCACGCAAAAUAAGGUGGAGUUUAUAGUUUGCUUAUUUUCUUAUCGUAGGAGAUACAUGUACUGUAUUUCACAACCUUGUAUUUUCUCUCGUUUCUUCAUAGGCAGAGCUUUUGGGUUUCCUGUCCUAAUGGUCGUGCGGUGACAGGCCGUUAUGUUUGUGGUGAUUGACGACAACUUUUUACAGAGCUCAGAAAAAAAAUAUAUAAUAGCCUUUGGUCGUCCUUUUAGUCACUGCAGGUUGAUCAAUGUAUGUCACUGGGAACUACUCAAAGAAUAAAAUAUUAAUUGCUA